This is a messenger RNA of Sparassis crispa, 204 nucleotides long. RefSeq lists its product as hypothetical. NCBI's taxonomy places the organism in Eukaryota, Fungi, Basidiomycota, Agaricomycetes, Polyporales, Sparassidaceae. Bases 1 to 204 code for a protein of 67 amino acids. The record is from RefSeq and is a predicted model, not a curated record. The transcript has 2 exons.
AUGGGCAAGCUAUACACGCUGGGAAUCCUGCGCACGGUCAACUGUCGCAAGGACUUCCGCGAGAGACUCGCGUCGACGGACCUCGGCCGGCACACACUCUCGAGCUACCAGUGGAACCAGGAGCCGUUGGUCGCUGCUGCACCUGUGAAUUGGGGUCCAGUCAUGGAGUCAGCCCUCGGUCACGAACGUCCGACCAAGAGAUAA